Messenger RNA from Oldenlandia corymbosa var. corymbosa, 1056 nucleotides. NCBI's taxonomy places the organism in Eukaryota, Viridiplantae, Streptophyta, Magnoliopsida, Gentianales, Rubiaceae. The record is from the annotation of a GenBank genome assembly.
AUGGUAGAGGUAGACCCAGCUUUCUUUCAAGAUCCUGAACACAGGCCUAAACUCGUGAGAAUUGAAGAUGAAGGCAUCCCUCUAAUUGACCUCUCUGUUUUGAACCAAUCCUCUGUAUCCCAGGAUGAUAUGGCUCGAUUAGUCUCUGAAAUUGGUGAUGCAUCCCAGAAAUGGGGCUUUUUCCAAGUCAUCAAUCAUGGGGUUCCCUCCGAAUAUCGAGAAAGAAUCGAAUUGGUAUCAAGAAAGUUCUUUGCUUUACCAAAGGAUGAAAAGCUCAAGGUGAGGAGAGAUGAAGUAAAUCCAUUAGGCUAUUAUGAUACGGAGCAUACCAAAAACGUUAGAGAUUGGAAAGAAGUUUUCGAUUUCACUGUUGAUAAUCCCACAAUCAUUCCAGCUUCCCCUGAGCCCGAUGAUCAAGAAAUUAGGGAACUGAGGAAUCAAUUUCCCCAGAAUCCUCCCGAGUUAAGAGAGGUCUGUGAAGAGUAUACGCAGGAAAUAUUGAAGUUAUGCUUCAAGAUAUUAGGCCUCAUAUCUCUGGGCCUCGGAUUGCCUAAGAAUAGGUUGGAUGAUUACUUUAAGGAUCAGACCAGCUUUCUAAGGCUGAAUCACUAUCCAGUUUGUCCAAGCCCUGACUUGGUCCUUGGGGUUUCCCGCCAUAAAGAUGCCGGUGCCUUAACCAUUCUUGCUCAAGAUGAUGUUGCAGGACUUCAAGUUAAGAGGAAAACUGAUGGGGAAUGGAUCCUUGUUAAACCAAUACCUGAUGCCUUCAUCGUAAAUAUUGGUGACAUUAUUCAGGUGUGGAGCAAUGACAAGUAUGAGAGUGUUGACCACAGGGUGAUGGUGAAUUCUGAUAAAGAAAGGUUCUCCGUUCCAUUCUUCUUCAAUCCAGCUCAUUAUACCUGGGUUCAACCCCUGGAGGAGUUGAUCAAUGAGGAAAGUCCUUCCAAGUAUAAGGCAUACAACUGGGGCAAAUUUUUCGCGACCAAAAAACACAGUAAUUUCAAGAAACUUAACGUGGAGAACUUGCAAAUUAACCAUUUCAAGAUGAAGAAUUAA